CAGAUGAGGUUCAUAUUUAUCGUCACGUUUGUGAUUAUUCUGGGGAAUAUGUAUUCCUCGACAGCAACCACUUCGACUGAUCCACAUACCCCAAAUAGUUCUGUCUCAACGCAACCAAUGUCAAUCGCAACCAGGGACGGAACAACAUCAGAGACAUCGGAAACAGUGAUAACAGAAAGCACAACGACAUCAGUAUCGUCAACUACCCAAUUAGCUGACACAAUGAUAUCAACAGAUGCAACAACAACGAUAUCAUCCGAUUCCUCGACAGAUGAAAAUUCAACUACACCCUCUGUUACAUCAUCUCAGGUGGCUAUCAGCACAUCACCCACAUCACCUGAGUCGACUACGAAUACUUCGUCUGUUCCACCACAAACAAGUGGUUCAUCAACAGCCUUGGAACCAUCGGGGACAGCGACAACGGAAGAAGCAACCAAUUUAAGUGGCGUAUCAACAACAGUCACUGGGGCAUCAUCUUCAUUUACUUCUUCAUCAAGUAAUUCUGUAACACCAACAUUCAUUCAAUCAUCAGAGGCAUCAUCUUCAUCUACUUCUUCAUCAAGCAAUUCUGUAACACCAACAGUCAUUCAGUCAUCAGGGGCAUCAUCUUUAUCUACUUCUUCAUCAAGCAAUUCUGUAACACCAACAGUCAUUCAGUCAUCAGGGGCAUCAUCUUCAUCUCCUUCUUCAUCAAGUAAUUCUGUAACACCAACAGUCAUUCAGUCAUCAGGGGCAUCACCUUCAUCUGAUUCUACUUCUUCAUCAAGUAAUGCUGAACCAACUACUAGUAUCCCAACUACAACAAACAUGACAACAGGAGAAUUAAUGGAAGAGAUCACUACGGAGGAAAUAACUUCAACAUCGUCAACUGCAUUACCCCAGACAAUAACAACCCCAACAUCACAUCAAACAACACCACCGUAUAAUAUUACAGAAGCAAAAUCCCUGUAUGCAGGUAAUUCCUUAAUACCAGUGUCAAUCAAAGUGACAUUCAAAGAUUGCUUGAAAGAAAAUAAAGACCUUGCAGAUAUAAUUUUCGAGAUUCUGAAACUUGAUACCUGUAAAUCGGUAGCCACCGAAUCGGAUGACAGUUGUGGCAAUGACACAAGUUAUCAUGUAAUAUUUCAUGUGGAUGUGCUGGCGUCCAGUCUACUUGGAAGGGAAAUAAUUAAAAAUGAGACAAUAGAGAACAUCACAACUACAAUUAACAGCACUGGAUCUGUACUCAUAGCCGAGCUAGCUUUAGCCUACUCCAGCAUAGCAGCGUGUAAUUCAAAAAAAUGUCGGGAUGCUCUCGUAAACAAUAAAGGAUUUAGUUGCGUGAACAACGGCAGCAACUGCACAUUGAAGUCCCCUUGCUUAAAAAAUGGUCCUUGUUCAACAGAACAUGGAGAAUGCUAUGUACAGGCCGAGGGCAAUCAAUAUUUAGGCCGUUGCAGGUGCAAAGAAGAUGAUAUGUUUACAUAUUCAGGUAGUGAUUGUAAAAAUAAAGCUUAUUCAUGGAAAUUGUGGACAAUCAUCGCUUCUGGUGUAGGAGGAGGAAUCAUCGUUAUCCUCCUCUUUGCCGUGGUCAUACAAUGUGCAAGGAAGAAAUCGGAGCCAUUUAACCAAAAAUAUGGCUAUGAUUCAGGGUUUGACGACCGUGAGAAUUUAAUGUAUGACAGGAGAUACGUUACCUCAGACGAAUACCACAGGAAACCUAUACCACGGGACGAUGUCGGAGCGGAUCAAGUGAACUUACAAUCCUUUGAAAACAAGGGUUAUGACCACUGGGAACCAUCAGAAAGCAAGGAAACCUAUGCUUCCAUGGACAGACAUUUCCAGGAUCCAACCUUUCAUGCUCAGAUAACAAGACCUAAGCUAACUACAAAUAAAUACAGCACCGAUCAGCUUACUCCAUUUUGACAACAUUGAGAAUGGACCUUUACAAAACCAACAUCCGUCCAUAACCUACCAAGGAAAAAGGGAAAGGGCCCUAAAUCACCCUUGAUAAAAGUAAAGAUAAAAAGGAUGUGAAUUAUGCGGGAAAAAUCAAAUUAUGAAUGUCUGCAUGAAUGAAAUAAUAUUACACAUUAAGCCUUGAGACUAAAAAUGCAAUGAUAUUUGCAGACAACUUCAAAAUAAUGUAUAUUUUUAUAUUAAAUUUAUAUUCUUAGAAAAUGUGUAUCUAAUAAUGGAAAUGUGAAGAUAAAUGUUGAUGGCAAUAUGACCAGUAAUUUAUUUUUUAUU
Molecule: messenger RNA, 2229 nt
Organism: Saccostrea cuccullata (small rock oyster)
Lineage: Eukaryota; Metazoa; Mollusca; Bivalvia; Ostreida; Ostreidae
Product: serine-rich adhesin for platelets-like
Exons: 11
Coding region: 4-1905 (633 amino acids)
Source: RefSeq, a predicted model, not a curated record